Molecule: messenger RNA, 994 nt
Organism: Mya arenaria
Lineage: Eukaryota; Metazoa; Mollusca; Bivalvia; Myida; Myidae
Exons: 7
Coding region: 127-888 (253 amino acids)
Cellular component (GO): extracellular region
Molecular function (GO): peptidase inhibitor activity
Source: RefSeq, a predicted model, not a curated record
GGAGCAGACAUUGGCAACAGCAGUUUCAUAGCCUAAGCUACUGGGGCGACCUGGAAUAAAUAGAAUUAUAUAUAAAUACAGGGAGUCUGGCAAACAACACCAAUUUUGAUAACAUUUUACGACAGGAUGCUGAGGUUAACGCUUAUUGUUGUUUUUGGAGUUGCGAUUUAUAUGGGGGAAAUACAAGCAGUCAUUGGAGCGAAUGCUGACUGUAGCAGCAUUCGUUGCUAUCUACCCAAGUGCGCCUCAGAUGAACGGCUCUCCAAAAUCCCGAAUGAGUGUUGUUACCAGUGUAAAAAGGGAAAUGGCGGCCCGCCCUCGCAAUGCGCGAACAUCGGAUGUCUCACACCCGCCUGUACCGACGGGACGCUCGUUACAGUGCAAGGGAAAUGCUGCCCCAUCUGCAUUGGAAAGGAUCCAUGUAUCUUUGGCGGUGACGAACUAUGUCAGGGUAUAGCGGGCUUUCAGUGUGCGGCCGAUUCGGGGACGAAGUGUGUGAGCACGGAGACCUACCCUGACGCUCUGGGACAAUGUUGUUACAUUUAUCCGAUCAACAGCAAUGGAGUCAAGAAACGUGGGAAAUGUCCAAAACCAGUCCCUGGAGAGGUCAGUAUUUGCCCAGUGCAAUGCGGUGAUGAUUUUGAUUGCCAAAACAACGAGAAGUGCUGCCCUAGUGCCUGCGGGGGUGGCAUUUGUGUCAAACCAGUUUCGUGCCCUUCUGGGAGCCCGACACUUCAAUGUUUGGUCAACCCGUGCACAGUGGACAAGUGCCCUCAAUAUCCAAGUGCGGAAUGCAUAAACGACAAUCCCUGUGAGCCGGCAUGCGAAGGGAACUUCUACAUCGACGAUCGCAAACUGACGAAACUCGAGUGUCAAGGCGGACCUUAGUACAACUAUUAAAAUUGUCACCAAAGGCGGAGCUCAAUUCCAGAGUUUUAUUGCAUGAAAAUAAGACAAAUUCUCGAAUGCAAUUGGCCAAUAAAUGAUAUCUAUA